GAACAGUUUUCUCUGGGUAUCCAGUGGCUUGGUGAACUCUAUACAUCCAAGCCUCUUCAUUUAUCGCAAGAUGACUGGUCAGUACCUAAAUACUGGCCUAAGGUUGAAGGUCGUGUCCCAUUGGUUGGCCACACUCCUGUGUUCAUCCAGAUCGUGACUGAGGAAGAACUGAAGAUUUGUCCUUUGUGUAUUACGUCAAGGAUUCAUGACGGAAUGCGAAUUAUAACAGUGAAUGCUGCCUGGUCUGUAAACAACCAAUCAGAGACUGACUUAUUGAUGAUCACUAAUAUGGUAGCUAGUUCCUGUACACAGGUCAAACUGUUUUCGAAGAAACAGAAACCAAAACCUCUCAAGUUAAAGGCAGCUCCGGAAAAUAGCCGACUCCAACCUGUGCUGUUUUGGGACUUGACUUCACCUGGUAGCCAUGACUCAGAAUACCAGCAGUAUCUGUGUUUAGCACAGAAGUCAAGCGAUGAACCAGUUUGGAGUUAUCCGGUGUGUGUGACGACUUCUAUUCCCGACUCUCGUCUCACUGUUUCUGUUCCCGAAAUCGGUGGAACUACUAAGCCCUACCUUAUCAUGGUCCACAAGAAGGAUGGGCUGACCUUCCUCAUAACGAAAAAUGACCCUUGUCCAGUGGUGAAAUUAUACAACAAUACAAAGUAUAUUUUGUUGUAUGGACAAAGUUGUUUCACCAAAGAAGAAGGUUAUUUUGUUGAGGAAGAGAAAACAGGACAUAAGCAGUUUCUGUCCAUCGGUCCUGGGUGUUCUGCCCAUUAUACACCCCCAGCUUUAUCCUCUUCUUACCCAAACUCCCCAGAUCUUCUUCCCAAUAUUUGCCUAGCUAAACAAGUUGAGAACACUGAUCAACAGUGUGAGUUAGUAGAAGUUUGGAGCUGUGGAAUAAACCUUAUGUCUGAAGGUGACCAGUUUGUAAAUGUUCCUGAUGCCUGCGAUGUCCGUAUACACAAAGAAAGAGUUUCUAACACAAUUGUACUUUUCAUUGAACCAGCCAAUAGGGUAGAGAUUUCAGCUAAGGAAAUAAGAAGUCGUAUAGGUGUGCCCCAUGGUACUCAUCAUGAAAGGUCCGUUUCAGUUCCUGAAGACAAUAGAGAAGCUAAGUUUGUAGCACAAGAGGACAAAGAUUCUGUACAGCCAACAUUAGUUAACCCUCUCAGAGUUCCAGCUGUGGAACGGACUAUACAGUUUCUUUCUCUCAAGUUAUCCCACAUGUCGCUGAUCAUAUGUGAUGAUCUUAACGCACAUCAACCAUACCAACAGAGUGAAGUGCUGAGAGUCAACCUGGAUCAACUUCUGAUAUUUCUGAGGCCUGGAGCUUCUGAGGCAGUGACAUCUUCCCCAUCUUGCUGCUCUCAGAUCAUACAAGAGGUUAAAUUUCAUGUGGGAAGUAUUCAGGUGGACAACCAACUAGAAGAACAAGGAGCAAGUGGUUAUGAUUUUCCUGUUAUUCUUCUUCCAUCAGGAAAUGACCCAACAACCAAGGAAAACCUCCAGCAUGAAAUCGAACCAAACUCAUCCCAGUCACUUCUAAAGGUUGAUGUUGUUCUGGAGUACUCGGAAGAAAACCGAUCUCGUGGCAUGUCUGUCCAUAGCCUGUCGAUGUCUCUGACCCCAGUAUCUGUUUAUUUGGAAGACACUUUUUUUUAUAAGCUCUUUAAACUUCUGCCUACUUUUAAGCCUUCUUUGAUCCAUCGUAAAAUACUUCUGCAGUCUAGAGAGCAACUUCUUCCUGCAGAAGUUUCCGUGACAGCUACUUCCCUUUCUAAACCCAUCCACAUUCAUCAGUUUCACAUUCAUCCUAUAUCCUUAAUGUUGAGUCUUCGAGCUUCCCUCAAGUUAUACCUCUCUCUCGACCACACGCCACUACACUUCCACAGCUUCCAGAGGAAUGCUUUGUUCAGCAGUAGUUACAGACUUGGCCACAUGCUCACCAUGCACUACUUGUCUGCUGCCUUACUGAGAGCGGGAUGGGUUUUGGGUUCCAUGGAUCUCUUAGCCAACCCAGCAGGGUUUGCCCGUGCUGUGAGUAGAGGUCUGACAGAUUUUGUACUGAUGCCAUAUCGAGGGCUUCUGCGCGGUCCAUGGGCAUUUGUUACCGGAAUGUCUGAUGGAGCAGCCUCUAUGCUAAGACAGAUAACUUCUGGUGCUUUAGUAUCAGUGACAAACUGGGCAGGUAGUGUCUCCAGAAAUAUGGAUAGGCUUUCCAUGGAUACUGACCACUGGACACGACAGGAAACUUUAAGAAGACACCACCCCUCUGGUCUUGUUGCUGGUCUUGCUCAGGGUCUCAGUGGUUUUGGUAUCAGUUUGUUGG
Messenger RNA from Limulus polyphemus (Atlantic horseshoe crab), 2335 nucleotides. RefSeq names its product vacuolar protein sorting-associated protein 13B-like. Lineage: Eukaryota; Metazoa; Arthropoda; Merostomata; Xiphosura; Limulidae. The annotation marks the transcript as partial. The record is from RefSeq and is a predicted model, not a curated record. The transcript is spliced from 6 exons.